Messenger RNA from Paramecium octaurelia, 2180 nucleotides. Lineage: Eukaryota; Ciliophora; Oligohymenophorea; Peniculida; Parameciidae. The record is from the annotation of a GenBank genome assembly.
AUGAAAUUAGCAAUAUUGCCUGAUCCCAUACAUCGCUAAUAUUUUGCAAAUCAUGUGAACUCACUUAAAUAGAUUAAGAGUAGAAAGAACAAGGUGGAAGAGGAUUCUUUGGGUGUGAUCCGUUAAUGUAACUUAUAGGAUAUAUGUAGUAUCGACAAUUAAGAAAAUUAAGGAUCAAGUGUCAGCCUUUGAAGCCAUUGAGGAGAACAAGAGCAUUGCUUAUAACAAUUAAAAAAUAUAAUAAGCAAUAAUGAAAAUAAGCAAUGCAAAGCAUAGUUUACCAAAAUUAUAUAUAAAACGUAAGGAAAAGACUGAGAUCUCAGAUGAAAUCGCAAAAGAAAAUAAAAGACUCAAAAGAAGCAUAGAAAAUGUACAGAACAGUUUGACAUACAGAACAAAGCAUCAGAACAUAAGAAAGUCUUAUCAACAAGUACUGAACGAAUAUUGUUAAUCGAGAUUGCAGUAAUAAAAUGAAUAAUUAUAAUAAUGAUUCCGAAAUAGUUCAUUCUUCUAUUGGCCCUUUGCCUGUCCGUCGUAGUACCCUAAAUCUCAGUUUAGUAAGGGAAUAUGACUUGUCUUCUGAAUCAUUUGAAAAAGGAAUCGAGAUUAUGUCUAAGAAUCUAUAACUGAAUGAACUGGCUAGUCGAAUCUACAUGUAGGAUAUUCUCCGAGAAUUUGGGUAAACACAACCAUUAUUAAUAUAGCUAUUUCAAAGCAUUGGAGCAGCAGGCAGAGUAUUUUGAUUACAUUGAAGAAACCAUUAAUAGCUUGGAAUAUAAACAAGUGAAGAAGGGGAACAUUGUAUUUCAUUGCGGAGAAAGAGGGGACUAUUUCUAUUUGAUUUUGAAAGGGACAGUGUUAGUAUAUGUUCCAAAAAAGUAAGAUUUGUUAAUUUUAUAUUUUAAAGAGAAGAUGAAGUUUAGAAAUAAAAACAAAUAAUGACACAAAUGAAUCAAAUAAAGGAAGAUAUGACAAAUAACACUAAGAAGAAGGACGAUGUGAAGUAAUUGUAAAAGCAAUUGUAAGAUCUAUAGAAUCAAUUAAAGGAAUUCUAAAACAUGGAAGAUAUUCUCUUAUUUCCUUUUAAAAGUCGUUAUUACUAGAAACUCCCCAAUGGUUAAAUGAUUUGUCUGUAUAAAAAGGUGAAUACAAUGAAGGAUGGCGAUUGCUUUGGAGAGGUAUCUUUGUUCAGAAACGAACCUAGAGCAGCCACUUUAAUUGCCUUAGAUACUUUGCAUUUGGGAGCUUUGAACAAGUCUAACUAUUUAAGGAUUUUUGAAUCAAAGUUAGAGAAAUUGAAUUUCACUUUGGGAAUGCUUAGUAAGAUGUUUCCAUAAUCAUCCAAAGAGGUUGUAAUUUAAUUAAGCUUUGAUUUUCAAAGAAAAUUAUUCUCCAUAAACCAAACGAUAUUUAAAUAAGGAGAUGUAGUCGAUGGUUUAUAUUUGAUAUUUCAAGGCAUAGUUGAAAUAAGUUCCGAUAAUGUGAGAGUCAAUUAAUUUAGUGAAUGCCAAUUUGUUGGAUUGUUUGAUCUAAAAAAUCCUGGCUUGAGACAAUACACUGCUACUUCAGUGUCAUAUGAAACUAUCAUUUAUUUCCUCCCAAAGAAAUAAUGUUCUGGACUAGACAGGUUUAUGAGAGAAAGGAUCAAUGAUUAUAGGAUCAGUAGUGAUGGAUUUAGAUAGGAUUGGGUCAAGAAAUGUCACAAGAUGAUUGCUAAAUAACAACAAGAAAGCAAUAAGUAGAUUUUAAGAGAUAUCAACACAAAGGAUAUAUUGUAAAAGUGUAUUACUUAGAGAGAGUCAAAGACAACUUCAAAUACAAUUAGUAAGGAUAGAAUCAAUUAAAUUGUUGAGUACAAUAAUCAUCAAUGUUCUUUAAAGGAGAAAUUAAAGAAUGUGAAAUUAUGUUUGCAAAUGAGAGACUUCGAUAAGGAAAAGGAAAUUGUAGAGAAAAUGAUGAAAUAACAAUAUACUUAAUUGCCAAGACUAAGAGAGAGACCUCGGAAUCUACUUGAAACCUACUCAAAUUUGAUGUCUAAGGUCUCAAGAUUUACUUAAAGUCCAACCUUCCAUUCUCCUAACAGUAGUGAUCAUAGCAUUAAGAAUAUACAUGUGGAGAAGAAAUUAUCUUAAAGAAUGAAAAAAAGUGAACAAAUAAUUAAUUAAAUUAUGGGAAUAUGA